GUAUGCACGUCAUUUUGGUGAAGACGAGUUGUCAUUUUUCGAGAGGGAUUUUAUAAUUUUAACAUCGACUUUGAAAUGCUGCCAUGUUGUGAUUUGCUAAUACGUCAUUGGUUGGUGCAGUGUCAGGCUCUAGAGAGACUGAUGAGGCCGCGAUUUGACGCGAAGAACUGAAGACGGAACAAGUCAUCAAAGCUGCUGUCCCACUCUAGAGUCUUCAUUUCCCAAGUGGGGGGGGGGACCACGGCAACAAACAAACACUGAAGCUCUCGUCCCUGGGGUUGGGAAAUUUAAGCAGUCACCAGACUAAACAACAUUUAAACAAAAGCUAGAUUCUGUCUAGCUGUUGGACCCCUGUCAAACAUGAAGCGAUUAAAGAGGAGACUGUCGAGUACUUUUCGGACGAACUCGGUGAUUGAGGACUCGCUUUCAGAACUCACAGAAAGUAUGAGUAUAGAAGAAAAUGGCAACGGGGCAAGAGAAGAUAUAGUGCAAGAGAACGGUAUGAGAGGGUCCGAUGGGGAGAGUGACCAAACGUCUGGAGCUUCAGAUGAAGCCUACACACCAGUCAAACUCAGGUCCAGACCACAUAAUAGACUACAGCGAAGAUUUAGUGAAGACAUCUCAAAGAGGUUAUCCUUGCCAGCUGACAUGAGGUUGUCAGAUCAGUUCCUAGAGAAAUAUAGUCUUAGUCCUCCGUUUGAGAAGAUGAGCAGACGGUCAAGAAGAACUUCACUGUCUGAAAUUGGGUUCGGCAAGAUGGAAACUUACACCAAGCUGGAUAAACUAGGCGAGGGUACUUAUGCAACAGUAUUUAAAGGAAGGAGCAGACUGACGGACAACCUGGUAGCUCUUAAAGAAAUCCGUCUGGAACAUGAAGAAGGGGCGCCUUGCACUGCAAUAAGAGAAGUUUCUUUAUUGAAAGGCUUGAAGCACGCAAACAUCGUGACGCUACAUGACAUCGUCCAUACAGAAAAAUCUCUCACACUAGUCUUUGAAUAUUUGGAGAGAGAUCUGAAACAGUACAUGGACGAUUGUGGUAGCAUCAUGAGCAUGAACAACGUUAAGUUAUUUUUAUUUCAACUCCUACGAGGCCUCGAGUAUUGUCACAAGCGUCAAGUCCUUCACAGAGAUCUUAAACCACAGAAUCUACUCAUCAACGACAACGGCGAACUCAAGUUGGCAGAUUUUGGGUUGGCCAGAGCAAAGUCCGUCCCCAGCAAGACGUUUUCCAACGAGGUUGUCACUCUUUGGUAUCGUCCACCUGAUGUUCUCUUGGGAAGUACAGAGUAUUCAACCUCCAUUGACAUGUGGGGUGUUGGCUGCAUCUUCUACGAGAUGGUAUCAGGGCGACCCCUCUUCCCCGGCUCGACAGUCGAAGAUGAGCUCCAUCUGAUCUGGAAGGUCCUAGGCACCCCGACUGAAGAGACAUGGCCCGACAUCUCAUCAAACGAGGAGUUUCUCUCGUAUAACUUCCACCAGUACCGACGGGAGCCCAUCGUCAAUCACGCCCCGCGGCUGGACGCAGACGGACAGUGUUUAUUAAGUAAACUAUUACAGUACCAAGGCAAGAAUAGAAUAUCUGGUCACAACGCUAUGAGGCAUCCAUUCUUCAAUGGCUUCGGCCCUCGAAUCACGCAGCUAGGAGAUGAGGAGUCAAUCUUUGAGCUUGAGCAAUGUAAAUUGGAGAAAGACCCUGGAAUCCGGUCUUCAGCUGUACCAGUGCAAGAUACUAUCCAGGACUCCACUACCACAAACAUGACAAAGCAUGCCUAUGCAAACUGUGGAAGGUCCCACUCGUGGCAGACGACAAAGCAUGGUGUACUGAACACAUGAUGAUGGGUUCAUCUACGUAACAGAAGAAGCUUACACUUGCGUCAUUUAUUUGACAAGAUUUACCCUUAAACUCCGCCCCUCAUGUACCUCCAAGCGUCAUACAUAGUCCCCCCUCCCCGCCUCCAGAAUCAACCAGUUGGGAGAUUUAUGUCAAGUUCUCGUAAGGAUCGACGGUUAACAAGUGGUUGUUUAGUGACGUGCGUUUGUUAUAACUGCGAACAACACUUGUCAUGUCAUUACAGGGCGAUCUGCAACUUUACGCACGCUAUCAUUUUGUUUUAACUGGUCUACUCUGCACUGUGCUAUGAAACUGUUUAUUGUUAACCAGCGAUGCGACCAUACCUGGUAGGUUAGUUCCAAAUAGUCACCUAGCGUAGACCGACUAGACAGGGUCAAACUAUGGUCGACAAUAGUCCUUGCACAAACUUGGCCUUGUUUUUUCCCCUUUUUUUUCUUUUAAAGCUACAAAGGGUGCUGUUCUGAGCCAGUGACUUCAAGCAAGACAUACCCCCUGCAUGAGGCACUGGCUGUACUUUUUAGUGCAUUUGAUUGGUUAGUUUGUAUAGUGAUGUGAGCUUCCUUCAUCAGCUGCUUAAAUGUAAAGUUUAAAGUUGAACGACUCCAAAACUUGGAGACCAGUAUCAAUCUGGUUUAUUUUCGGGUAACUCUGCAUAUGGUCAUUGGGUCCUGGGACUAGAAUUGAAAGUUGCAAGGCUAUGCAGUGUGCUAAGGGCAUGGUGAAAUGUAGAUAGAAACCAGUGACCGAUAACAGAAGGUGUAUGGUACCCAGGCUAUGGCUUAAUGAUGACACAGUCAUUGUAGGACAAGAUAAAAUAAAGCUAAACAGGAGGUAUGGUCUGCGGGUUUACACUUUGUGAAAGCACAUUAUGGUUUUGGAAGCAGUUUUUUGUACAGUGAGUAGCUGUCGUCUGUAUAGGCCGCAAAUAUGAGUAGCUCACUCUUUUGAUGAGACGGCUAUUAGCCAACACACCCUGUUCACAAC
Messenger RNA from Asterias rubens (European starfish), 2836 nucleotides. Its product is annotated as cyclin-dependent kinase 17-like. The transcript has 14 exons. The record is from RefSeq and is a predicted model, not a curated record. Gene Ontology annotation, biological process: protein phosphorylation. NCBI's taxonomy places the organism in Eukaryota, Metazoa, Echinodermata, Asteroidea, Forcipulatida, Asteriidae. Bases 361 to 1833 code for a protein of 490 amino acids. Gene Ontology annotation, molecular function: protein kinase activity; ATP binding. Gene Ontology annotation, cellular component: cytoplasm; nucleus.